AUCGCAACAAUGCUAAUAGAUGUCCAUAAUCAUUUACCAUCUGAUUAUAAAAUUCAUCUCAGGAAUAUGUUAUAUACUAUGUGCGCAUUAGCUCCACAUCAUACUUUUUUUGUACGAAUGAAGCUGACUGAUUUAAAAAUUCUACCCGAAUUUGCCUUGGAAUUGACAUUAACUGCUUGCGUGGACGUGGUAAGGACUUUAAGAUCUCCCUUAUAUUUGGCUGGAAUAUUGGCACGUGAUGCCGAGUGGCUAAAACUCAACCAAGUUAAGGCCGAUACAAUCGCUACUUUGCAAAAUAGGCUUAUGACAAUUUUGAAAAAGGAACUGACUCAGAAAACUAUAUCUCUGCUUCUUACUUCUGUUUUGGCAGAGGAUCGUAUGCGUCCUACGUUUGCAAAUGCAUUUUCCAAGUUGGUAAAUCCUGGGAAUUCAGAUUUGUAUUUGAUUUUUGCAUAUUUGUUUAACACAAAUCAGUUUGAGCAAAUACAAGAAAUUUGCCGCGAAACAUUAACAUUAGAUGUAAUGAUUGCUCCAUUAGAAAAUGAAUCAGAAGCCUUUAUAAGAGCCCAAUUUAAAGAAGACAUAUUAGCAAGAUGCGCGUUGGAUAUUGAACCGACAACUUCAUUUACUGGAUUAGGGUUAUCUAAGGUAUCGCAAGAUAUUGCAUUUGAGGUUUUCUAUGUUAUGCUGACUGGAGGUGUAUUUCACAAAGGCCGUGUUGAUAUUCAAUCUUGGAUAUUGAGACAAAUUUUACAAGCAGAAAUCCCGAUACAUGCCAAAAUUGGGUCUUUAUUGAAAGCAUAUGUUCGCAGGUUAAUAAAUAUUUCUAACAUUUUGGUAGAGAAAGGGUAG
Molecule: messenger RNA, 852 nt
Organism: Scutellospora calospora
Lineage: Eukaryota; Fungi; Glomeromycota; Glomeromycetes; Diversisporales; Gigasporaceae
Source: the annotation of a GenBank genome assembly